AUGUGCAAUACCAUGUUCGACAAACCUUCGGUUGGUCAGUUCGUACUACCAAGAGAUGCAAACGCCUCUUUCACGUUGAGAAGUAAUACGAACGAGGGUAUCGUGUGUCCAAGUCUCGCACCUUCGUCUAUCCCCAUGAACCCCGUAACCUCCCAGUCGGGUCGAUCCACUCCCAUCGGUCCUUCAACACCACCCACAAGCUCACUCACUAUCACGGGUCCUUCAAUAGCCACCCGUCCUGCAUCUAUCGCACUCCCAGCAUCCAGAAAUUUUCAGCCGCAUUAUGCUGGCACGCCUCAGGCCUCGCGCUCACACGGAGACAUCAGAACGAUUGCGAACAGACAUCAAGAUAACUGGAGUGUUUCUAGCUAUCAUCUGUCCGUCCAUGAGCCAUCAACUCCUCGUUCUGGUCGCCCGUCAUCUCGGUCGGUGCCCUCCUCGCGAAGGUCUUCCAGAGCACCACAUCGUCACUUUACUCGAGAUCCGAGCUUGGAUAACUCGAAUUCACCUUCACGCUCAGAAUUGCCUACCCCUCCGGUUCCCCGACUUGCAGAUGGCGUUCGUUCUGCUCACAUGGCUGGCAUAUCUAUUGUCACAUCGCGAGAGGCAUCUAUACACUCUAGAGGAUCCUCCGUCUCCUUCGAUGUAAUUAGCCCUACACCCCCGACUUCAUCUACUUUGGAUAACCUACCCAAUGUGCGAGAAACACCAGAACUACCGGCAGGACGGAAGAUCGAGUUGUAUACUACAGCAAACCUUGGCAGAUACGAAGCGAAGCGUGUUAUGUCAGUGAGCUCGAUCGGAAGCGUGGACCCGCGCACUGAAGCUGAAGAGUCAUCUUCCAGUGACGACUCCUACGUUCAUCAUGACAUUGCACCAUUGACUACACAUUUUCCCCAUUCAGCAACCUACGCAGAUCCUGGCGACUGGACUCCCACUACACAUCCGGAAGGCGCUUUAUAUUUUUAUCAUGAACAAAAACGAAUAUUCACUGACGCAUACAUGUACGACUAUGUUACUAGACAAGAGAUUGAGCUCUUUGCGAAAUACCUUGACGACUACCUGCAGGCAGCUGAGCUGUCUUUGCCUUCGGAUGAAUGUGACUUAGUUUUGGAGAUUGUGCCUGCUGAAGACGGAGAGGGCACGGCCUGGUGCUACUAUUAUGUGGAUCAUAGGUCUCGUACACUGUUUUGGCUGACGCCUUUCAACACGGACUACCUCCUUGCAGAAGUGCGUGGUGUCACAUCACCAGCACACAUAAAACACGAGAUUGAAACUCAAUAUUGGAUGCACUGGUCAUAUUUCCCUGAAACUCAUGGGCGUCAACAUCUCGACGAUACACUUCAUGAAGAAUUAUCAGGGAUCAUACUCCACGGUAUCGUUGAUACCAUGAACUCCAUGACCUCCACGAUGCCCCACUCCUUGACUGAAUUGGGUUCCAUGUUAACUCUGAUCAAGAAAGUCCAAGCGGGCGAAAGAAUGAACAAGUACAUGAUAUGUGCAUUCUGUAGGAUAAUGUCAAACUUUUGCCACUGGAGAUUUGUCCACUUCCACGGGCAGCAUGGCGCUCGACUAGACCGAGAUCAGACUGUCUAUUCCGACCCCGCUAAGCGCAAGACGUGGCUGAUCACUCUUCUUUCACUUGUCCUCUUCUUUGCACCUGAAAUCCACCUCCGAGAGCUGGAAAAAUUAUGCGUAGAUGGGAUCAUCGUAGAAAGUGUUUGGAAAGUCUUCAUAAGCAAGUUGCUCAAUGAUUGGCAAGAAUUCACGCUAUUCCCAUCUCGCACGUUUCGUCUCAAGUCGACAGUCUUGCUCAACGCAAAUGUCGCGUUUCUCACCAUUCCCGGUGUUUCCGCCGGUGACAAUGGCAAUCUAUUUCCAUCGCAAUCGCCAGCUCAAAUAGCCAGCUAUAUAUCCAUCAUUGCGAGUGUAGGAAGUAUUGUUGUGGGCCUAUUGUUAGUUCGACAGAACCGCUCAAGAAAUCGAGAUGAUCCUGGAGAGGCUGCUGCAUUUUUACAUCGAAAAUCCUCUCCCACAUACCGUCUGGAGUUACUAGCAGUCAUUUAUAGUUUGCCGUAUGCGCUGCUUAUGUGGGCGAUGGGAACUUUCCUCGUCGCACUUCUGGCCCUGUGUUUUGAUAUGACACGUCUGGUUACUCGGCUCCUCGUAGGUGUUGCUUCUGUAGUGAUCGCUGCGUCGAUCCUCUGGUGCGUUGUCUAUGGGUGGGAUACUGCUGACUCCUGGGAGACCAAUAUCCGGAAAAAUUUACAUGCUUGGACUGAGCGGACGAAAGAAAAGCUGAAAGACGUCUCUCCUGCAAAAUUUAGACAUAGUGUUGUACUACCCGUGGAUGCUUCGGAUACCAAUGUAUGA
Molecule: messenger RNA, 2373 nt
Organism: Heterobasidion irregulare TC 32-1
Lineage: Eukaryota; Fungi; Basidiomycota; Agaricomycetes; Russulales; Bondarzewiaceae
Exons: 12
Coding region: 1-2373 (790 amino acids)
Source: RefSeq, a predicted model, not a curated record